AUGGGGGUGGGCGAGGACGCCCGUCCCACGCGAGAGCCAACACUGAGUGGCGCCUUAGUGUCCAUCUUCACUGUCCUCGUGGCACUUUACCUCUUCUUCGCAGAGUUUAUGGUGCUGGUCCAGCGCCGCUGGGAAAGUGAGAUGGUCAUAGAAGAAAGCAAGACGGAGGAGAAGCUGCAGAUCAAUUUGGACAUCACCAUGUCCUCGAUGCCCUGCGAGCUGCUCUCCUUCGAUGCGCAGGACGUGAUGGGAAGCCAUGAGGUUGACGCCCAUGGCAACCUGUUCAAGGACCGCCUCACAUCCAAAGGCGAUCUGAUCGGUACGCAGGAGAUUAAGUCCAGUCACUUCGGUGCUUCGUCCACACUCUCGCGGCACUACAGUCUAGGCUACGGCAACCAGGAUGUUGAUGCUCUUCGAAAGAGCAUUAACAGUGGUGAGGGCUGCCGGAUCCGAGGCUUCGUCAAAGUCAACAAAGUUCCCGGGAACCUCCACCUCUCUACCUACAGCCACUCCUUCCUCUUCGGAUCCCUAUACCAGGAAACCAAAAACCUCAACAUCUCCCACAAGGUAAAUCACAUCUCCUUCGGCGUGGACACCGAUAUCACAUAUGUCAAGAGCAACUUCCAGGGUACGGGCAUCGUAAGUCCGCUCGAUGGCGUCGUGCAGAUCCACGAGAAGAGCGAGCCUAAGGAGAAGGCCGAUUCCAAAUUCGGAACCUGGUCCUAUGGAGGGUUCGUGGACUCUGCCAUCUACGAGUAUUACACGAAAGUGGUUCCCACCACCUAUGUGCCGCUGGAUGGCUCUCCUGUUCAUGUUUACCAGUUUACUGCUAAUUCCAACAAAAUAGUCAACCAGCAGAUGCCGUCGCUGUACCUCCGGUAUGACUUUUCGCCGGUGACGGUGCGCUAUACCGAGACAAAGGAGACCUUGUCCCACUUCGUCGUGCAGAUCUGCGCAGUGGUGGGUGGAAUCUUCACAGUUGCUGGGCUGUUGGAUUCGGUGCUUCACAAAAGUAUCGUUCACCUGGCCAAGAAGGCACAGAUCGGCAAGCUUGGUUGA
This is a messenger RNA of Symbiodinium natans, 1059 nucleotides long. NCBI's taxonomy places the organism in Eukaryota, Dinophyceae, Suessiales, Symbiodiniaceae. The record is from the annotation of a GenBank genome assembly.